AAUUUUGUUUUCAGUCUAUUUUCAUACCCAAAAAGAAAGUUUAUCUUUAGACUGCACUAAACAUGUGUAUUUUACGGUACCCAAUAGAACUUGAAUCGAAAUCUGAACUGAAAUAGUAAAUAUCCAAUCAAAUUUUAUAUUGAACAAGUCUGGAUAUCCGAACUAGAUCAAAUAUAGCUGAAACUCGAAGCAUUAUCGAACAUAACCAAACUUAACUCUGAAUCCAUGAAUGCAUAGUAUGAGAUCCGAAGAUUACACCCUUUCUCCCAUUUCUUUUUCUUUUGUCAACAAAAUUAACCCUUUCUCCCGUUUAAUCUGUAAAAAUAUGGCUGAGUAUUGAAAAUAUCUCCUCUUUACUUUUUAUUCUCUUUGGUCGGGAGUGAAUCAGCUCCAAUCCAUCUCUUUGAUUUAAACUUAGUUUGAGGGAGAGACAAAUCUUUGAUAUGUAUAAUCUGGUUUUGAAAGUUUUUGUGUGUUUCGUACUCAUGAUGACAUAAAAUCACGUGUGGUCUCUUAAAAAUUUUGGUUUGUGAAAUUAAAUCAAGGAAUUUGUGAUCGCAGACACCAUGAUCUACAAAUACAACAAUUUUUUUAAAAAAAAUUAAUUACAUAGUUUGCAUUUUUUUGGUUGUGCCUGAAAUAACUGAAUCCGAAGUAAAAAUAUCUGAACCCGAUCUGAUUUGUAAAAAUAGCCAGAUGAGUACGUGCUAAGGUAUUUCAAGACCUAUAUUGAAAUACCUGAUUUGAAUCCGAAUGGAUACGAAGCAUCCCUCCCUAAAUUACAUUUCCUUUUAAAAUUAGUGUUGAGUGAACCUUUUUAUAUAUCCGGCAAAUUAAAAAAAUAAGAAAAAGAAAAAUUAAGACUACAAAGAUAUAAAAUUUAAUAUUAUUAAUGUAUUAUAAACUCUAAAUAAUAAUAGUAAAUUGAUAUUUUAGUCUUAAGUUGAAUUUAUCGAUAAUAAAUCAUAAAUUAUAUGAAAAUAUAUUAUUUAUUUAAAAUUAUCAGUUAUUAAUUUAUAUCCAUAAAACAUCAAAACACCAGUCAUUCAAAGUUCAAUAUAUUGAUAAAAAGAAAAAUGAAAACAAAUUUUAGUAAGAAUAAAAUUAUAAAAACUAAUUAAUACAUAACCAUAAGAUUAACAUUGUUUUAAAUAAAAUAUUUUUAACAAAAAAUAAAUUAUAAAUUAAUUUAAAUAAUAAUAACUCUAAAAUUCAUAAAAUAUUUUAGUCCAAAUUUAAAUUUAUAUGAUUUAAGUUUCAUGAAUUUAAUUUUCUCUCUGUCCUGCUCACAUCCGUGAAAAUGUAAUUUUAAGAUUACACCUCAAAAAUAUUAUUUUGGUUGUCUAAAGAAAUACAUGGGUUUAUCAAGAUGGUUCACAAAGUCUUAAUUGAGUCUAUAUGUAGAUGACAAAAAAAACAUCACAUAAUAAUAAGAUUUUUACUUUUACUAAUGAUAAUGUAUAUAAUGUUCAGAUUUUCACUUCAGGCUCGGCCGAAGUUCGAGGGGUUAGUUCCAGUCUAGAUGGUGAGGCUCAGGCUUUUAUGUACGCACUACAUAACAUUUGGACUAAGGGACGGAGGUAUUUUUGGUUCGAAGGGGCUAAUCUUGAACUCACCAAUAUUAUCAAUACUCAUGAACAAGGGUAAUGUAUUAUCUGACAUUAUAUAUUGGAUCGGAAUGUUGCCGGAGUGUUCUCUUGAACAGGUGAUGAAUAGAGAAAGAAAUCAAGCGGCUGACGUAAUUGCUAAGAAGGAAAAAAAAUAUUUUUUGCUAAGAAGGCUCUUGUUGGCAUAAACCUGUACUCUGAGUUUCAUAACUGUUUGGUUAAUUGAUUAUAUGUAUCACCCCUUUACAAUAUAAUUUUAUAAAGUUACUGUUGUUAAAAAAAGAGAGUAAACAAUAAUGGAUCAAUUUCAGUAAGCCGUCAUAACGAAAAUCACGCCAAGUUUUACGUUCAAUAAUCACGUCUAUGUAUCACCCCUUUACAAUAUCAUAUAUUGUUUUCAAUCGUGAGAUUAAUUAAGAUUUCAACGGUGUAGAUCAGUUGAUUGGCCUCCAACGGCCAAGCAAACCACCAUUAACGUACAAGUUUCCUCAUCGAUACGAUAAAACGAAGAUCCAAUAUAAUUCCAGUUCACCUUGUUUUAGGGGUAAAGAAGAAAUAGUUACAUAGUACGACAGCCAAAAUUUCGACCACAUGUAACUUUGGGCCUAAGCGGUAACCGUCACCCAGGACCCAGUUCGAAGUAAAACAAAAACAAAAGACUUCACGUAGUGUCCUAUAAGUUGGGCUACUAGAGACUAAUAUAUGACACCGUGGCUUAAAACUGUUGGUACGUAGUAGAGUCCUUCACGGGUUUCGAUCAAAAUGAUAAGUCUAUAAGAGCAAGAGCAUUAGAGGUUUAAGAGGGAGGUUCACACGUUUUACGAGAAAAAAAAUAUUAAAAAAAGUAAAAGUGAUGAACUCGCCCCUUCUCACCUCUUCUGCAAGAUACCCUCUCUCCUAAAAUUCAUCACUGUAGCGCGGGCUCCACGACACAUGCGGUCAAUUUUUUUUUUUUUUCAAAAAAAAAAAAAAUCAAAAUGAAAAAAAUAAAAAAUUUAAUAAUAAAAAAUUAAGAAGAUGAAUCCCAAAGAGGGUUCAUUGAUGCUCAUGCUCUAAGUAACACUAAGUAGUAACUCAAUAGUUACUUAUUAUUACAAUGGCAAUUCUUGUCUUAGAGCGAUGUUACAUUAUCAUGAACUUACUCUUUGUUCUAUUGAACUCUGCUCAUUGCUUUAACCCAAAAAGACUCAAUGUUUCGGCAGAAGCGGGGGGUUCCGAUUGGUCUCAAGCCGGAGCUACAUUCUAUGGCCUCCCCACUGGCUACGGAACCGAUGGUGGAGCGUGUGGUUAUAAAAAUGCUGUGGCACAAGCUCCGUUUUCGUCCAUGGUAUCAGCCGGAGGUCCGUCUUUGUAUAAAUCAGGGAGAGGAUGUGGUGCAUGUUAUCAGAUAAAAUGCACUUCGAACCAGGCGUGUUCGACGAAUCCGGUUACGGUAGUGAUUACAGACGAAUGUGGACAAGGAUGCCUCACAGAGUCGGUUCAUUUCGAUUUGAGCGGUACAGCGUUUGGUGCGAUGGCCGUUCCCGGUCAAGAUAGUCAGCUUCGAAACGCAGGAGUUUUGCAGAUUCUUUAUAGAAAAGUUGAGUGCAACUACAUUGGCAAAACGGUGGUGUUUCAAGUGGAAGAAGGUUCAAAUGCCUACUACUUCGCGGCUUUGGCUGAGUAUGUAAACGGAGACGGCGAAAUAGGCCUAGUUGAACUCAAACAAGCGUUAGCUUCUGACACAUGGCUUCCGAUGAGCCACUCACCGAGUGCGGUGUGGAAGCUUGAAGAUACAUCACCUUUGCGAGCUCCACUGUCUCUUCGGUUGACUUAUCUAGACUCUGGCGAGACCGUUGUGGCUUCUGAUGUUAUACCGGCCGGUUGGCAGCCCGGUGCAAAGUACGAAUCGAACGUAAACUUUCAAGUCUAGCCAGAUAUAAAUACGCAUGCAGCUAUGUUGGUUUUUAAAUAAUUAUAUGUAUACGCCCCCUAGGGCGAAAUAAAAAUUUGUGUUAAAUUUCAUAUGGUGUAUUGGUAUAACGAUAAUUAGUCACUUGUAUGAUAACAUAAUCAAUGUAAAAUCAAGUGGCUGAAGUAAUUGCUAAGAAGGCGAAGGCUCUUGUUGGCCUAAACCUGUACUCUGAGUUUCAUAACUUUUUGUAUAAGGCCGGACAGUCCAUGGCUAAUGGGCCCGUUCUCUUGGUCUGGUCUGUGGGCUCCAUUCCAUCUGACGGGCAGUGCAUUAGUUUUUCGAAAUCUCGAAAUUAUUAUUUACUGACCCUGCAAUCACCACUAGAUCUUUUUCCAUGUUUUGGCUUGAUUUGUACGGUGUCGCAAAUCACUUUUCCAUGGGUCACCUAUCUUUUCACUAUUCUAGCCCAAACACAGUUAAAUCAACUUUGGUGAUAUAGAUAGUCAAAUCAAAUCUCUUUCCACAUAUCACAACUUGAAAUGUUACAAUUCACCUCCUCUCAAAGAACGCAACGCCUUUGUUGCACCCCAAGACAUGUUUCAAGACGCCUCUCAGAUCAGAGUUAACUAAUAUAGAUUUAUGAUUUAGAGUUAAGAGGUGAAGUUUUGAGGAUAGAGUUUCAAAAAAUUUUAGAAAAAAAAAUCUUAAAACUUUCAAAAUAAAAAUUGGCUAUUUUGAUCAUUUUUUUCUUUAAAACUAUUUUCCUGACAAAAAAAAUUAAAAAAACUACGUAAAAGAAUUGCCAUGCAUUAUAUCAAAGGGGGGUUUUGUUAACUAUCUAUAAUUUGUUAAUGUUAAUUUUCACGUUCUUAAAAUAUGCUUUCCGUUUAGAGAGUUGGGAAGCUUACAUUACUUCCAUAAGUACCAAAACUGAAAUGCCAAUUUUUGGAAUAAAAUGAUGUGAAAUUCUCUAUUCCAUUUAUACCAUAAAUUGUUGUACCAUUUGUAAUGAAUGAAAUAUAAUAUUUAUUCCAUCAAUUCCAUAAAAAAUAAAAAAAUUCAAAGAAACUUAUUUCAUUCCAAUUUUAAUCAUGAAUAAAUAGAAUGAAAUAUAUUCCAUGUUUCUCUAUAUUCCAUUCCUUUUUAUCCUACUAAUUCCAUUUUACAUUUCUACAUCCUUAUAUUGCCAAGUAUGUGAUUUCUUAUACACUGAAUCCUAAGAACUACUCCCAAAAACACACAAUAAAGAGAGAUCCGGAUACCUGAAUUAUUAAAGAAAAAAAAAAAAACACACACACUAUAAAUAUCCACUAUCAUAUUAUGAAUCGAAUUCACAUCUAGCUAUUGGUAUUACAGAAAUUUCUUUAAACAACAAAGUUAGAUCAUAAAAUGGCACCAUUCCAUAGAUUCUUGGCUCUUUUAGCUCUUUUUACAGUCUCGUUUAAGUUUUGUUAUUGCCAGAAUGAAACAAUAAAUGCCGCUGGCUGGGCCGACGCAGACGCUGGUGCUACUUGGUACGGUGAACCAGAGGGAGCAGGUAGCACCGGUACGUAUUAUUAAAAUUUGAAACUACAUAUAUAUAAAUAUUUUAUCUUCAAAAAAUAUGUUUGUUUGAUAAUGUAAAUAUAUGUCAACAGGAGGAGCUUGCGGAUAUGGUGUGGCAGUGGCCAAUCCACCGCUAAACGCGAUGGUUUCAGCCGGAGGGCCUUAACUAUUCAACAAUGGAAAAGGAUGUGGAACAUGUUAUCAGAUUAUGUGCACCGUGAAUCCAGCAUGUUCAGGGAGCCCAAUAACGGUGACGAUAACGGACGAGUGUCCAGGUGGUCCUUGCGCCUCUGAGCCAGUUCAUUUUGACCUUAGUGGCAAAGCCAUGGGAGCCUUAGCCAAACCUGGCCAAGCCGCUCAACUACGAAGCGCUGGUCCUGUAAGUGUUAGUUACAGACGUGCUGCGUGUUUAUAUCAAGGAACUGAAAUAGCUUUUCAUGUUGAUGCCGGUUCUACCCCGUUCUACGUGGCAUUCGUUGUGGAAUACGAAAACGGUGAAGGAGAUUUGGCGUCCGUUGAGAUUCAACCGGCCAGCGGAGGAUUUAUGCCCAUGCAAGAAAUGAGGUCCGCCGAGUGGAAGUUAAACUCCGGCGGUCCACUGAGCGGGCCGUUCAACAUUAGACUUACAUCUGGCGAGUCUCGUAAAGUAGUGGUAGCUCAGGCUGUUAUUCCGGCGGAUUGGAAGCCUGAUCAGACGUACAGGUCGAUUGUUAACUUCUAGGGUGUUCUUUUUUGUCAAAUUGUAGUUCCUAAGCUAAUAAUUGUUUAAUUAAAAAAAUAAGAAAUGCAUAUUGAGAUAUCAGUAUGAGCCCAUAUAAUUAGAACGUUAAGUUCAAGACUUUUGCCAUAGUGGUCUCUUAAAAUGACGAAGAAUGUUAUACAUGCAGAGACGUCAAACAAAUUACAGUGAAACUCUUAAUUGCAAGUUUUUUACAGUUUUAAGUUGUUUAACAAUCUCUCAUCAAGACCAUACUAGAACCUAUUAACAGAGUCAUUACGAUAAUCA
This is a messenger RNA of Brassica rapa (field mustard), 6052 nucleotides long. RefSeq names its product putative expansin-B2. Gene Ontology annotation, cellular component: extracellular region. The record is from RefSeq and is a predicted model, not a curated record. Gene Ontology annotation, biological process: sexual reproduction. NCBI's taxonomy places the organism in Eukaryota, Viridiplantae, Streptophyta, Magnoliopsida, Brassicales, Brassicaceae.